Messenger RNA from Capsella rubella, 1437 nucleotides. RefSeq lists its product as uncharacterized. Bases 165 to 1211 code for a protein of 348 amino acids. NCBI's taxonomy places the organism in Eukaryota, Viridiplantae, Streptophyta, Magnoliopsida, Brassicales, Brassicaceae. The record is from RefSeq and is a predicted model, not a curated record. The transcript has a single exon.
AUCAAUUCCUUUCACACUCUCCUCCUAUUUUGAGUUUCUUCUCUCUACAACCCCCCCCCAAAACAAAAUCAUCAUAACCUCUUCCUUCAUCCCCAUUCUUCUUCUUCUCUCUGUCUGUCUCUCUCUCUCAAGUCACACAACCAUCACCUUUCUCUAUUCCUGCCAUGGAUUCCGGCAACAGUAGUAGCAUGCAAUCAUCCAGCGGCGGUGGUGGUGGAGGAGAUCAAGAAGAGUACGACUCACGCGCCGAUCAAUCAAUCUCUGCUUUACUCAACCACAACUCAACCACCGUCUGCUCCAACAUCGCCGUCCCAACGCAGCUUGACUCUCUCAUAGCUAACUACUUCAACACAGCUUGGUCAACGGAUAAUCCUCUUUGGUCAACAACGGCUACAAAACCCACCGAUGGCCCUAGAGCAGUACCUCCUCCACCGAUCUCAUCAGAACCAGUCUUCUUCACAAACCCACUUCAACAAAAUCUGAGAACAGUUCCAAACACAACUAGUCCCAGUUGUUCCGUCCCAACCGACAAGAAAAACGGUCUUGCGACAACACGGAAUCCAAAGAAGAGAUCUCGAGUCUCGAGACGAGCGCCUACGACUGUUUUGACCACCGACACAUCCAACUUCAGAGCCAUGGUUCAAGAAUUCACCGGUAACCCUUCAACUCCUUUCACCGGAUUAUCAUCCUCUUCUCCUUUUCCAAGAUCAAGAUUUGAUCUCUUCGGUUCUUCUUCUUCAUCCUCACGACCCUUGAAGCCCUUUCCUCACAAACUCAUCUCUCCGUCGACGGUGAAUCAUCAUCACUACCUUCCUCCUUCAGAGUAUCAUCAUCAUCAGCAGCAUCUUCUCCUUAACAUGAACGCGCAAAACAUCGCAAACCCUUUUCUCCACAACCAAUCUCCCAACAACCUUUUACGGGAUCAACCCCUUCUAUGUGAAAAGUCGAAACCUUCGAGCUCGAGAACGACGAGUAAUGGUUUUGGACACGUGGACGUUGGAACAAACUUUGAGGGGCUUCAUAACAUCAUGGUCUCGUCGUCAUCGAUGACACAGCCAACCCUAAAUAAUAUUCGUGGAUCAGACAAGAGUACUGAAGCCGAGAAUGAUAACGACCUGUUAAGAUCGAUCAAUGGUGAUGAUGAUCAGUCCAUGGUCCAAAGAUCGGAUGGUUACACACCACAUGUUGCUUCUGGAUCGGAGAAUAUUUAGCGGCUGUGAGAAAUGAAGGUAUGGUGGAGUUAUCGUGGAUCUCUUCUUCUGAUUAGAUUCAUUCAUCUAACAUUUUUACAUUAUGGUCGUAUUUUUAUUAUUACUUACCAUAAAAAUACAAAUAUUAGAAAUCUUAGAAAAAAACAUAUGAUGAAUGGAAACAUUAAUUAAUGAUUUUGGAAUCUAUGUUCUAAAAAGCUUCUCUAAUUAACAAUGACUUUUAACA